This is a messenger RNA of Symbiodinium necroappetens, 313 nucleotides long. The record is from the annotation of a GenBank genome assembly. NCBI's taxonomy places the organism in Eukaryota, Dinophyceae, Suessiales, Symbiodiniaceae.
AUGGAGUGCCGCUGCUUCGAAGGGCUCUUCAGUGAAUCGCCGCAGGAGCUGACUGCCCUUCAGCGCGGCAUAGGCCCUGGCAUCCAUGCCGUGCUGGAAGGCUGGGUGUGCUUGGUGACCUCCAGCGCCCCGCGAAAGUCCAGAGAGGUUUAUGCAAGGCUCACUGCAGAUGCCCUUGGCUUCUACAAGGACAAGCCGCAGAUGGUCUACGACCCGGUGCAGAUCGCCACGGCCGUCGAGGGCACAGCCAGCCCGAGCGAUGGCGUCGCGCCCGAAGAAGUUGUGCUGCUGGCGCACAUUGCCUCGGUCUUAG